Molecule: messenger RNA, 2491 nt
Organism: Stegastes partitus (bicolor damselfish)
Lineage: Eukaryota; Metazoa; Chordata; Actinopteri; Pomacentridae
Gene: sowahb
Product: sosondowah ankyrin repeat domain family member B
Exons: 6
Coding region: 7-2382 (791 amino acids)
Molecular function (GO): protein binding
Source: RefSeq, a predicted model, not a curated record
GCCAGCAUGGACGCGGUUCUGACCCAGGACGCGGUGCUGCACUUCCUCCAGAGCAGCGGAGGUUCGGUGAAAAACGCGGAUCUCCUGCUGCACUUCAGACCCUUCCUCCGGGACCACGCGGAGCGGGACCGGAACCGGGAGCUCUUCAAGAAGUUCGUCAACUCCGUGGCCACCGUCAGGCAGACGGACGGAGUUUCUUUUGUGGUUCUCAGGAAGAAAUUCCGGGGCCAUGUUCCGGGUGGAGGCGCUGAAGGAGGAACCUCCGGGGCUCCGCGGCUCCACGCCGGGGCCAACGGCCAGCGCACGCCGGAAAACGCGCACCGCAGCCCCGGUACGAGCACGGAGAAGCCUCGGCAGAAACCGGAGGAGACAACACCCGCCCCGUCGGGAGAAACCGCCCUGAAAACAAGCCUCCCUGCAGCCGGGAUCAUGCUGAACAACAACAACAACGUGGAGGCGAAGCCUAACCCGAGACAGCAGCAGGUGAGGAGCUCACCUGUCCAGGUGGAGACUCGGGUCCAGGAGAGGACUGGAGCUGCCCCGCUGCACAGCACCAAGCUGGGGCAGCAGAGAGCGAGUUCUGGCCCCGGUACCGGCCAGCCGGAGGAGGAUGAGGAGGAAGAGGAGGAGGUCCUGGCCAGACCAGGUUCAGCAGGAGGAGCGUGGCCCCUGAACGUGCCGCUCAGUGACGCUCAGAGGGCCAUGUCGGCCUCGUCACCCUGCGUCGUGGACCCACCUGCUCCAUCCUCGUCUUCAUCGGGGAAGAAGCUGCCUCAGAUUUACGUGGAGGACAUGGAGGCAUUGACUCCUCGGGGAAGGAGCUCAGAACCUGGACCUGGACCUAGACCUGGAUCUGGAUCUCCACGCCAAGCCACAGAGGCACCGUCGCGCCACAACGUCCAGCCUGAAGGCGUCCAGGUGGAGCCCAGACGAGGAUCACAUCCGGGUCUGUCCUCCGGCCACGGCAGCAUCUUCUCACCAUCUUCUGACGCCUCCUUCUCCAGCAGCGACUGGCCUCCGUCCGGUUCCCCGAGAACGUCGAGGUGGAACAGCAGCUCUGAGGACCUGCAGGCGAGAGCAGGUGAGCGUGUGGGCGUGGCUAAAACCCACGACGCCUUCCAGCGGGUCCAAGCAGCGCAUCCCGAGUCUGCGAUGCGUCGCGGCGACGGUAAGACCACGAUACCUUGGCAUCACUCGACGGGAAAUCUCCUUGACGACCAGAAGCCUCCAGCCCGUUCGUCUCCGUUGCAUCGCUCCACCGACCAGCUCCACGACGAGCAGAAGUUUGCAGCCCGAGUGAUGCCGUGGCACCUCUCCACAGGUGACCUCUGUGACGACCGUGAGGAUGCCCAGUCCAGCGACGGCUCCGCCUCCUCUCCACAGGUGAGGCAGCGUCCCACGGUGGCCCGGCGGGUCAGCAGCCGCCUGAGGAGCCGGAUGUGCCGAAGCAUGGGGGCCGACCUGGACCAGCUGCUCCAGGAGGAGGCCGGAGGCGUCAGAGGAGGACCGGGCAGCAGUGAGGCGGCCCGGCUGAACCGCCUCCACCGGAUCUCCUCCUCGCUCAGCCUGCGCUACAACCUGUCCACCUCCUCGUUGUCGUCCUGCUCCACGCCGCCUCGGUGCGGCAGCAUCAGCAGCCUGGUGGACGUCAGCGAGAAGGGAGAUGUUAGGAGGAGCCUCCCCAUCACCUCCUCGCCUGCUCACCAUGAAGGUCGCAGUCGGCAGUCGCUGGUUCCCCUGGAGCCCAGAGAACACGCCUGGCUGGUGAAGGGGGCGGCGGGCGCCUGGCCGGACAUCUACUCCCUGUUCAGAGAGGACUCGUCGCUGCUCAACAAGCGAGACUUCAUCUCCGGCUUCACCGUUCUGCACUGGAUCGCUAAACAUGGAGACCACCGAGUCCUCAACACUCUGUGGUACGGAGUUGAAAAGGCUGGUCUGGCCUUCGACGUGAACGCCAAGGCGACGAGCGGCCACACGCCUCUUCACGUCGCCGCCAUCCACGGCAACAGAAACAUCAUUCGGCUGCUGGUUGGCAAGUUCAGCGCCGACGUCCGGCUGCGGGACACGGCGGGGAAGAGGCCCUGGCAGUACCUGAGUCGGACGGCGCCGCUCGACAUCUUCCAGCUGCUGGGAGCUCCGGCUCGAGCAGCCGUGACCGGAGAAGGUGGAGUCCAGAGAGGCGACUCCAGCUGGGAGCAGCAGCAGCAGCAUCAGCAGCAGCAACGCCGCCGCCGCCGCCACCACCUGUCCUCGGCCUCCGGACAGCGGCCGCAGACGUACACGGACGCAGCGAAGGUGAAAAGGUCGACGUCGAUCGCCGCGUUCCUCAAACACAAAUCGCUGCAUCGUUUUCACGGACAUCAGUCUGGCUCUCCUCUUUAAAGACCUCAACUUCUGGAUUAACUUCAUUUGGACGAUUCCAGGUUUACCGAGAACUUCAGUGCUGUUCAUCUGGAUUAACAAACACCCGUUUACGUCAACCUGACUACAA